Eremomyces bilateralis CBS 781.70 is the source of this 1220-nucleotide messenger RNA. Its product is annotated as DUF924-domain-containing protein. Lineage: Eukaryota; Fungi; Ascomycota; Dothideomycetes; Eremomycetales; Eremomycetaceae. Gene Ontology annotation, molecular function: protein binding. The record is from RefSeq and is a predicted model, not a curated record. The transcript has a single exon. Bases 90 to 905 code for a protein of 271 amino acids.
CUCCUUUUUACAACUCCAGCAGUUCCAUGUCAAAUCUAAAAUCAUUGAUAUCAAAUUCGAUAUCAAAGACCAUUCCAUCAGGCUCUUAAAUGAUGGCUAGUGUCGGAAAGCCUUUCUCUUUAAACAAGGCGCUAUUUACGCCUCGCUUGUAUCGGAAGAUAUUCGAUAUCUGGUUCGAAGGGAUACCUGCAACCGCCACUAUUGCACCGGAGUCCUCCCUGAAAAAAUGGUUCGGUAUAGCUGGACAAGAGGAACGCGAGCAGUUCGAUAAAAUAUGCAGGGCAUCUGCCAACCAAGCGCUCGAAUCCAUUCGGGACUGGACCUUUCCCGCUGUCCCGGAUUAUGCCACCGAAAUCGCAUUCUCACAGGCUCUAUCGGCACCCUUCAUAGCGGAAAUACAAGAGGCAGAAGUUCAAAUGGGCGAUGAUGUAGUCCAGAUCACGCCUUCGGAAACAGCGCUGAGUCUCUUGUUGCUGCUGGACCAAUAUCCCCGAAACAUCUAUCGCAAAGACCAAAGGCUGAUUUAUGGCCACUACGAUAUUCUUUCCCGUUCCCUUUGCCGUGCCAUCCUCCAGAUGCAACCACGUCCAGAUCUCCAUCCACGCUUCCGACAAUCAACCGCAUAUCGAUGGUGGUUUUGCAUGCCGCUCAUGCAUUCGGAACACCUCGAGGACCAUGAUAUUUUUACCAAGUUAAACUCGGAGAUGGCGUCGGAUAUCGAUGAGGCUGGAGACAACGAAGCCAUGAAAUUCAUGAAAAUGGGCGAAGAAUUUGAAGAGAAGCAUCGGGUCAUCUUGGAGCAGUUUGGCAGAUAUCCCUACCGAAACAAGGUAAUGGGCCGGGAAUCCACUGAAGAAGAGGAGAGAUGGCUUAAAGAGGGAGGCCAGACUUUCGGCACGUCGUGAGCGAGUUGGACUUUGGAGUUGGAGAUCUGGAGUACUUUGUACCCUAUUGUUUGUAAGAGUUCGUAUGUCUUCAUAUAUUACCUGUCCAUCUUGCAGUACAAGUAGAUGGAGGCGUUAAAGACAGUAUUCUACCUUGCUAUCAAUGUUCUGCUUCCAUGGAAGGUCGUAUUUUCGCGUCAGUCAUAUCCAUUUGAAGCAAUACUCCAGUUUUCUUGUUUGGGACGCCACGGUUGACUUCCGGUCCUUCACUUCAGCCUCUUCAACACCUCGUCUGUAGUGAUCACAUCGCCAUAAGCGAAACCAAAUGCAUUUAAU